Messenger RNA from Chrysemys picta bellii (western painted turtle), 1047 nucleotides. Its product is annotated as olfactory receptor 52D1-like. Gene Ontology annotation, molecular function: G protein-coupled receptor activity; olfactory receptor activity. Gene Ontology annotation, biological process: G protein-coupled receptor signaling pathway. Gene Ontology annotation, cellular component: plasma membrane. NCBI's taxonomy places the organism in Eukaryota, Metazoa, Chordata, Testudines, Emydidae. The record is from RefSeq and is a predicted model, not a curated record.
AUGUCAAAAGUAGGUGUCAAGAGUAAUCUUGGAGUUUGUGAAACAGAUGAAAUGGAAAUUGCCACCAAAUGUGCAGACACCUGGAGCAUUUCUGAGCCUGACCACCUCAUGGCAUCUUUCAACCUCACCACCUCUGACCCUUCAACAUUCAUCCUAAUGGGCAUCCCUGGCCUGGAAGCGGCCCAUGUCCUGAUUGCCAUCCCUUUUUCUGUGUUCUACCUUAUUGGCCUGUUGGGAAAUCUCACUAUUCUGUUUGUUGUAGGCAGAGAGCAGACCCUGCACAAGCCAAUGUAUCUGCUGUUCUGCAUGCUGGCGCUCACAGACAUUGGCACGUCUACCUCCGUCGUGCCGAAGGCUCUGUUUAUAUUUUGGUUCAAUUUGAAAGGCAUUACUGUGGGUGGCUGCCUCACACAGAUGUUCUUCCUUCACGCGGUUGGUGUUAUGCACUCAGCCGUCCUUGUGACAAUGGCCUUCGAUCGCUACAUUGCCAUAUGUAACCCUCUGAGAUAUGACACCAUCCUCACCAAUGCACGAAUAGCUAAGCUAGGGCUAGUGGGUUUGAUAAGAGCUGUUCUCUUUGUUCUGCCUGCGCUCCUGCUCCUCAGCAGGCAGCCAUUCUGUGCCAACCGCAUUAUCCCCCACACGUACUGCGACCACAUGGCUGUGGUGAAGAUGUUGUGUGCAGACAUCACAAUCCACAUGACGUACAACUUGGUGAUAGUGUUUGUAGUCAUUGGGUCAGACCUGACACUCAUUGCCCUGUCCUAUGGUCUGAUCGUCAGGGCCAUCCUCAGAAUCUCCUCCAAGAAAGCCCACCAGAAGGCCCUCAACACCUGCACAGCCCACAUCUGUGUGAUACUGACCUCUUAUUCUCCCUCCGUCUUCUCCUCUCUAACACAGCAGUUUGGUCAGGGCAUCGCUCUCCAUGUUGACAUUAUCUUGGCAAACAUCAAUUUCCUCAUCCCCCCCAUGCUCAACCCUGUCAUUUAUGGGGUCAAAACCAAAGAGCUUCGUGACAAAGUGGUCAAAUACAUCUGCAGAAUAUGA